GGCGAUCCCGACCCGGAGCGCAUGGAGGGAAACGCGGUGCGGAGGAGGGGCCACGGUGCCCACCGGAGAUCCCGGCCAUAGGGGCGGGGAGUCUCCUCCUCCUCCUCCUCCUCCCGCAGCGAGGCUCCAGCUCCCCGCACGCACCGGAGCGCUCGGCUCCCUCCUCCUCGUCCCUCCUCCCUUCCCCUCCUCCCCGCUUCCCUCCCCGGGUCGCCGCGGCUCCGGGAGGAGCGGGGGGGCCCCCGCUUCCUUCCCUCCCCCCCUCCUUCUCCCACCCGCCACGCCGAGGAGAGGCAGGACCCUGUGUCCCUACAGUGGUUGUACUCUAAGUUUGUAUGAGGUGAUCCAGCCCUCAAAUUAUCAGGAAGAAAAGAAGCAACGAUGGGGUGCAUUAAAAGCAAAGAAGGUAAAGGCCCAGCUAUGAAAUACAGAACUGAAAAUGCUCCAGAACCUGUUAUUUCCCAUGUCAGUCAUUAUGGAUCAGAUUCCAGCCAAGCAACACAGUCACCAUCAAUAAAGGGAUCAGCAGUUAAUUUUAAUAGUCAUUCCAUGACUCCUUUUGGAGGGCCUUCAGGAAUGACACCUUUUGGAGGAGCAUCAUCUUCAUUUUCAGCUGUGCCAAGUACAUAUCCUAGUACUUUAACAGGUGGUGUUACUGUAUUUGUGGCCUUAUAUGAUUAUGAAGCUAGAACUACAGAUGACCUUUCAUUUAAGAAAGGUGAACGGUUCCAGAUAAUAAAUAACACGGAAGGAGACUGGUGGGAAGCAAGAUCCAUUGCUACGGGAAAGACAGGCUACAUCCCAAGCAAUUAUGUAGCUCCUGCAGAUUCCAUUCAAGCAGAAGAGUGGUAUUUUGGUAAGAUGGGCAGGAAGGAUGCAGAAAGGCUACUUUUAAAUCCUGGGAACCAGCGUGGUAUUUUCUUAGUAAGAGAGAGUGAAACCACUAAAGGUGCUUAUUCCCUUUCUAUACGUGACUGGGAUGAGGUCAGAGGUGAUAAUGUAAAACACUACAAAAUCAGGAAACUUGACAAUGGUGGAUACUAUAUCACAACCAGAGCACAAUUUGAAUCUCUACAGAAGUUGGUGAAGCACUACAGAGAACAUGCAGAUGGGCUGUGUCAUAAGCUAACAACUGUGUGUCCCACUGUGAAACCACAGACACAGGGACUAGCAAAAGAUGCUUGGGAAAUUCCUAGAGAAUCUUUGAGGCUGGAAGUUAAGUUGGGCCAAGGAUGUUUUGGUGAAGUGUGGAUGGGAACAUGGAAUGGAACCACAAAAGUAGCAAUCAAGACACUAAAGCCUGGUACAAUGAUGCCGGAAGCUUUCCUGCAGGAGGCUCAGAUCAUGAAGAAGCUACGACACGACAAGCUUGUUCCGCUGUACGCGGUCGUUUCUGAGGAACCAAUCUACAUCGUCACUGAAUUCAUGACAAAAGGCAGCUUACUAGACUUCCUUAAAGAAGGGGAAGGGAAAUACUUAAAACUCCCACAGCUGGUCGACAUGGCUGCUCAGAUUGCAGAUGGCAUGGCUUACAUUGAAAGAAUGAACUACAUCCACAGGGACCUCCGGGCAGCUAACAUUCUUGUAGGAGACAAUCUUGUGUGUAAAAUAGCAGAUUUUGGCUUAGCAAGGUUAAUAGAGGACAAUGAGUAUACUGCAAGACAAGGAGCUAAAUUUCCAAUUAAAUGGACCGCUCCAGAAGCAGCGUUGUAUGGUCGAUUUACAAUCAAGUCGGAUGUGUGGUCAUUUGGAAUUUUACUGACAGAGCUGGUAACUAAGGGGAGAGUGCCAUAUCCAGGAAUGGUGAAUCGAGAAGUUCUGGAACAAGUGGAACGUGGGUAUAGGAUGCCUUGUCCGCAAGGCUGCCCAGAGUCUCUUCAUGAGUUAAUGAAACUGUGUUGGAAGAAGGACCCUGAUGAGAGACCAACAUUUGAGUAUAUACAGUCUUUCUUGGAGGACUACUUUACUGCUACAGAACCACAGUACCAGCCUGGAGACAAUUUAUAAGCCAACAGUCUAUAUAACAUGCACAAAUCUGCCAAAUGUAAAAGACUUGCAAAGAAUUCCUGAAGUCUCUAAGGAAUCACAGGAAAGAAAAUCUUUGCUACUUUGCAUGCUCUUAAUGGCAAACUGGAAUUUCAUAAUGCAGUUGCACAAAACCACUUUUAAAGUGUUAUACUCUGAUUUACCAAUGACAUUUUUUUUAUUUUUUCCUCUUUCCCAACUUAUUUUCAGGGUCCAAAGGAAGCUUACUGAAAAUAUGGGGCAGAAAAAAUGAGUGUUGGUGUGAACAAUAGCAGAAAAACCAAUGUUUCAAAUCCUUUAUUCUCCCAGUAUUUGCUAAUCAUUGUACUAGUGAGGGAAUUGUCUGGAAUUUGUGAUCUUGGGGUAAGGCCUUUUUAAAGCAGAAGAACUUUGUGGGACCAAGCAAUUCUAUUCCAGUUCAGUAAAACUCCCUGUGUUUAAAACUACAUGUGUGUGCCCCCACCCCCGCAAAACAAAAGAUUUGAUUCACUGUAUUUGAUUCAUAGUCUCAAUCUUUAAGCUUCCACUUUCAUGGACUUAAUUAGAGUAGGCAGGUAAAAAGAGAAAUUGGAACAGUGAAUGAGAAACCUGAUCUAAACGGUAGACCUCAAUAGUGAGAUUAGGGAGCAUAAUGCACUGUGUUAAUACUUGUGUUAAUAUAACUGGAAAGUAGCAUGAGAGAUUUUUCCUUUUUUCUUUCUGCAUAGCUAAUUAAGAAUAAUGAAGGUAACUAGAAAAUGAGGUAAUAUUUUAUAAAAUUGUGUUGAUAAAGUAUGAUGAUAUUUGAACUUGAAGCUAUGUAAUACAAUCACGGGGGGAAAGCCUUUAAUCUUUUAAGCUCCAGUGGAACAGCGAGCUUUUGUAUGGGAAGACUACCUGAACAAAGUUACAAAGUUCACCAGGAAAGCAAGACUGAAGCUGGUAAAUGGCCACCUUUUAGUCCUUUUUCAGAGACAGGUUUGGUACUGUUGUAUGUGGCUUGCAAGUGUUAUUGAGGGUGGGUGCCACAAGUGCUAUCUGUCACUAGUUCAGGGAUUUGAUUGCACUUUUGCUUUUCUUGGCUAUUAAGACACACACACCAUUGCUCUUCCCACUUCUGCCCUUCCUACAGAAUUAUUUAACUAAAAAUAAGCGAAAGAAAAUGUGAAAGUUUAAAAAGUAAAGGGAUAAAAUAUAUUUAAUAUUGUCCAAGUAAUGAAAUUUGCUGGUGUUCAGCCCAGCUGACACUACAUCUAGAUUUAUUUUCUUUGGCUACUGACAUAUCAAGCAAUAACGUCAUGUCUUUUACUCAACAAUUUGCAUGAGGUUCUUGAAUUUCUGAUCAAGCUUAUGUACUUUAAUUUUUAAACACUCUUACUUAGUUACUGGCUUGGAAUUCAUAUUAUCAUUGUAAAGCUAUCCAACAAAUGAAUUCAGAAGAGCUGGUAAUAUAGUUCUGGUACUAAACUUAACAUUCAUGGGUUUACACUACAUUGAAUCCAACUACCAAACAGAUCUAUGUAGGAACAGUGCCAUCAUUUUUCAUUUUCCCUCAUCAACUGUACAUCUGUGGUUAUCAAAUUUUAAAAGGGCUUUCUGUAAGAAAAAAAAAAACAAAACAAAAAACACAUACACAAAAAACCCAAAAAAGAUGAUGAAAUUUUAAUUUUUCUAAAUAUUUUAAAAUAAUAACACAAUCAUAUGAGUUUAUGUAUUAAUAGUCAUAACAAAAAAUGCCAACAAUGACACUGGCAUUGUAUUGAUUUUUAAUUACUGAAUGGAACAGUUCAUUGUAAUAACACUUGUAUAGUAAAGGAAUAAAACACUAACUUAAUGAACGUGUUCAUUGUAAAUGGUUGUGUAUUAUAAAACUUCUCCAAAAGAGUUUGUAUGUUUAUGAAAAUUUAUUUGUUUCACCUGAAGACCUUGAUGUGGUUCUUACCCUAACAGAGUUUAAAAUUCACAUUCACACUUUUUAUAUAAAUAGUAAUAAGUUUAAUUAUGUAACUAAGUAUUUUUAUAAAGUAUGGCAUUGUUGAACUGUUUUGCAGAAUUGGUUCAAAAUAAAUUUCACCUUGAUUGCAUCUGCUUAUUUGAGGUGGCGGGGGAGAAGGUGGGAGGGGGACAAAAGCAGAGUAGCCUUCAAAUUGAGGGGAGAAGGACGGGAAUAAAACAUUCAUGAGGUUCUUUUUAUCCUCUGUAAAUUGUACUUCCAUGCAGGAUUGUGAGUUCAUUGUGCAUUAUUGCUGUUAAAACAGACAUUUUCUAGACCAGUUCACAGGUCCUUGGCAGGAGUGGGUUAGAACAAUUCUGCCUGGGCAUAAAACAAACCCCUCUGGUGGACAGACAGACAGACUUGGGAUUCUCGUGAGAGCAAGUCCAACGUCAACUCUCAGCUGGAGUCACUGUCAUGCUGUAAGGCAAGCACAUAUCCUCCCUCUUGCUUUCUCUGGGAUUAACAGCCACUGUUCACUUCUGUCUAAUUUUUCAGGGAAUUUUAUACAUUUGUUCUUGUGACAGCCAAUGUUUUAUCUCAACCUCAUUGAAUGUUACCUGUCUCAAUGACCAGUACGCUCAAAGUGCAGAUCCUGGCAUGUAUCUACAGUGCCACUGUAGGUCAAGGAGCUAGUACUGUUUGAGUUUCAAUAAUAACUAACACAGCACUAAAACCAUUCUUCUUACAGAACCUACAAACUGCAAAGUUUACUGUAUUUUUAGUAUUUCCUGUAAUGUAAUGUAUGUUUUACUAUUUUUAAUGAGAACAAUCAUGUAAUUUCUGGUAAUCUGUGCUCCUCCCUGUUGUCCAUCCAAACCUUGUGAUUCCCACUCUGCAUGCUAGGCCUGCAGACUGUUUCUGUCAUGCAUUGUUUCAGGCUGUAGUAUUUUAAGAAUAUUUUCAUAGUAUUUUUGAGUAAACUUCCAAACAUAAACAUGUGUAUGAGCCUACUAUUUAGAUAAAGUACAUUCUUACUUCAGUAUAAAGCAUUAUGAAAAGAACCUUAUGUGUUCUUAUCCUUGCAACCACUGAAUUGUCAUUUCACUAGGCUUGUGAGAAGGCCUUAAAAGUGAAAAGUAGCCUUGGAAAGGAUUGGAGGGGUUUUUGUUGUGUUUGGUGGGUUAUUUUGGUUGGUUGGGGUUUUUUGUUUUGUUUUGUUUAAAGAAAGACUUCUAGAGUUUGCUGAUGGGCAGAAACAAGGCAGAAUGCUGCCUUACCCACACUCAUCUACAAUACUAAUGUUUGUUCUAAAACACGUUUUCUGCAGCUGGAGUGAGUAUAAAGAAGUAAACUUAGAGCCCCCAUUUUUGUUAUUUAUUUUCAACUGUUCAAUAAACUUCUAAGUUUUUAAGUUUUCCAUGGA
Molecule: messenger RNA, 5363 nt
Organism: Melozone crissalis (California towhee)
Lineage: Eukaryota; Metazoa; Chordata; Aves; Passeriformes; Passerellidae
Gene: YES1
Product: YES proto-oncogene 1, Src family tyrosine kinase
Exons: 13
Coding region: 382-2007 (541 amino acids)
Biological process (GO): innate immune response; protein phosphorylation; cell differentiation
Cellular component (GO): extrinsic component of cytoplasmic side of plasma membrane
Molecular function (GO): non-membrane spanning protein tyrosine kinase activity; signaling receptor binding; ATP binding
Source: RefSeq, a predicted model, not a curated record